Messenger RNA from Centrocercus urophasianus (Greater sage-grouse), 1338 nucleotides. It is a transcript of the gene TIA1, whose product is annotated as TIA1 cytotoxic granule associated RNA binding protein. Gene Ontology annotation, biological process: cytoplasmic stress granule assembly; regulation of mRNA stability; nuclear-transcribed mRNA catabolic process, nonsense-mediated decay. Bases 76 to 1194 code for a protein of 372 amino acids. Gene Ontology annotation, cellular component: cytoplasmic stress granule; cytosol. The transcript has 12 exons. Gene Ontology annotation, molecular function: mRNA binding. The record is from RefSeq and is a predicted model, not a curated record. Lineage: Eukaryota; Metazoa; Chordata; Aves; Galliformes; Phasianidae.
CUCGGGGCCGGCUCGGUGCGAAGAGCCGGGUCGGGCGGUGGGUCGGCGGCAGGCGGCGACGCCACCACAACAACCAUGGAGGAUGAAAUGCCCAAGACCCUAUACGUGGGGAACCUGUCCAGAGAUGUGACAGAAGCUCUGAUCCUCCAGCUGUUCAGCCAGAUUGGACCAUGCAAAAACUGCAAAAUGAUCAUGGAUACAGCUGGAAAUGAUCCCUAUUGUUUUGUGGAGUUCUAUGAGCAUCGCCACGCGGCUUCGGCACUGGCUGCCAUGAAUGGCCGGAAGAUAAUGGGUAAGGAGGUCAAAGUGAACUGGGCAACGACUCCCAGCAGCCAGAAGAAAGACACGAGCAACCAUUUCCAUGUCUUUGUUGGAGACCUCAGUCCUGAAAUUACAACUGAAGAUAUAAAAGCAGCUUUUGCUCCGUUUGGAAGAAUAUCAGAUGCACGGGUGGUUAAGGACAUGGCAACGGGCAAAUCCAAAGGCUAUGGCUUCGUCUCCUUCUUCAAUAAAUGGGAUGCAGAGAAUGCUAUUCAGCAGAUGGGCGGCCAGUGGCUCGGUGGAAGGCAAAUCAGAACAAACUGGGCAACGAGAAAACCUCCAGCUCCAAAGAGUACAUACGAAUCAAACACCAAACAACUGUCUUACGAUGACGUGGUCAAUCAGUCCAGCCCCAGCAACUGCACCGUGUACUGUGGAGGCGUCACUUCAGGCCUGACAGAGCAGUUAAUGCGCCAGACCUUCUCUCCAUUCGGGCAGAUAAUGGAAAUCCGAGUCUUCCCAGAUAAAGGCUACUCCUUUGUACGGUUUAAUUCUCACGAGAGCGCCGCGCACGCCAUCGUUUCUGUCAAUGGGACGACUAUCGAGGGCCACGUGGUGAAGUGCUACUGGGGGAAGGAGACGCCUGACAUGGUCAGCCCAGUGCAGCAGAAUCAAAUUGGAUACCCUCAGGCUUACGGGCAGUGGGGGCAGUGGUAUGGCAACGCGCAGCUGGGGCAGUACGUGCCCAACGGGUGGCAGGUGCCCGCCUAUGGGAUGUACGGGCAGGCGUGGAACCAGCAGGGCUUCAAUCAGACACAGUCAUCAGCAGCGUGGAUGGGAGCAAACUACAGCGUUCAGCCCCCCCAGGGGCAGAAUGGCAGCGUGCUGACAAACCAGGCCGGGUACCGAGUGGCAGGAUUUGAGACACAGUGAGAACCCAACGCAGCAGCUGGGUGCUGGUGGGGCUCGAGCAGCGUCACAGAGAUGUGUCAGAUCAAGUCAGUGCAAGCAUCAGAUGCAAUGUAUUUAUUUAAGAGAAAGAAAAAAAAAAAAAAAAAAAAAAAAAAAAAAACAUUU